AGAAAAGUUCGUAUUUAGUACAUGUGAAUUCCGGGAUGACGGCCCCGUACUACGGCCUCUCGCCGUUCCAGCUCACAGAAGUAACCUCGUCAACACGCGAAGUCGUCCUUGCGGCGCGAGACCACCUCGUCUCCCAGCGCGAUACUCUCGAGCUCCAGAUCCUCAGCGCAAAUGCCCUUCUCAACUCGACAAGCCCGGUUAACCGCCUACCCACCGAGAUCCUGAUUAACAUCUUCCGCGACCUCAAAGAGGGACGCACAGAAUCCGGAACUCAGCCGUGGUACAAUGUGGCUGCCGUCUGUCGCUCCUGGCGCGCCAUCGCUUCUUCGACUCCUCUGCUUUGGAACGAUAUUCAUGUUGGCCCCGACAUGAACGCCGUGCUCUUCCAGGCGUUCCUCGAACGAUCCCUUCCCUUCCCCAUCGCCGUUUCGUUCGCUAGCUCCACCAAGCUUGCAGUGUACCUUGCGCUCAUACGCGCCCACCUCUCGCGCGUGCGUGUUCUCCGAUUCAUCUCCACGCCUCGUUCGGAGGCCGACCUGGUCGCGGAUCUCUUGAAUGAGAGCAUGCCUACGCUCGAGAAGCUCACAGUCUGGCUUAACCCGUCCUUGAACGAAGAUGGAGACGAGGAUGACGACAUGGACGCAUCCCAAGAAGAGGAGGUUUUCGCUUGGCGCCCCGAGGAACAGAAACUACCCCAUCUCGUCGAUCUCUCUCUACGCGGGAUCGUUCUUAGGUUCUCUGCCACCCUUGGCACGUCACUGAGGCGACUGGAGUUACGCGACUGUAUCGGCCUUGCGGCGUCUCUCGCUGUGCUGAACGACGUCUUGCGUAGAUGCGAUAAGUUGGAGAAGCUUCUCAUUAGUCGGUACAGGUGCAACGAUGAACGGCUGGGCCCGGGGCCGCGCAUAUCACUCCCCCAAACCCUGCGAACUCUCGUCCUCGUGGACUCUCACUGGUACACUGCAUACGUGCUCGACACCUUCUAUGUUCCCCCCACGGUUCAAAUUUCAAUAACCAAAGUCGUCGAAAACGAACAGGAAGACCGGCUGGACGGCCCAAUCAGCGAAUGCAUUCCCGAAGACAGGACAUGUCUACCCAUUCUCGCCAUGGUGGACCGCGUGCACGUCGAGCUGCAGCGUGCUGACGGGGUGUGCACCGUCAUCGGCGCAGUCGGUGCCCACAAGAUCACGAUCGAUACCAUUGCUAUGCAUGUUGAAGACACCGUCGUGCCAGACAUCGCGCGGGACCUUCCAAUGCUCUUCGGCGACGCCCCACUCGUCGAGCUCAUCAUCAACUGUGUAGGGGAACACUAUAUCACCAUGAUGGACUGGAUUCAUAUGCUCAAACGCUUCCCGCUCAUCCAACGUCUCUCUGUGAUUGGGGGAUCACUUAGCCAGUCUGAACACCAGCCGCGCUACACUCUCGUCGCCGCUUUGCAGGGCCCUCGCAACGUGCUAUGCCCGAACUUACGCGAGCUGGCGUUAGUCUCGCGCCAUCCAGAGGAGGACAAGUUGUUGCAGAACCUCACAGCAUGCCUCGAGCGCAGAGAAGCACGAGGCCAGCGCUUGGCAGUCCUUCGGUUCGGCCUCAUCUGUGGGACAGCGGGAUGUCUUGGGGCGGAUGAAAAGGCUGAACUCGAGCAACGGGAGGUGCGGCGCAUAGAAGUCCUCUCCCACCUUGCGGAUAAGGUGGAAUUCGCAUCCAACGCGGUCAAGUUGUUCGAUAACUCCCCGUAUGAAGAGAUCUUCCAGAUGACAUCUGCGGAAGGGGGUUCAGAGAUGGGAGGGGUGAAUGAGCACUAAGCACUUUCCUGUCCGCUGACUAUAAACCCCUCGUACCGGGAACUGCGUCGGCCCAUCUGAAUAUUGGCAUCCCUGCUGUUCUACGCCCAUCCUGUUGUAGUUCUGCAAGUAUACUAAAAUCCCCCGUCGGUGGCCAUCAGCUUAUUUGCAGUCCGCGAACGUCCCAAUUCCUCAUGCAUCACGAAUCCGAUGUAUUGCACUCCACCUCUGCCCCUCGGCUCCUAACGCUCAUUUAGAAAAACUCUGUUUAGCGGCGCCAGAUCAGACGCCGUGCAUUCCC
Messenger RNA from Trametes versicolor FP-101664 SS1, 2082 nucleotides. RefSeq lists its product as uncharacterized. NCBI's taxonomy places the organism in Eukaryota, Fungi, Basidiomycota, Agaricomycetes, Polyporales, Polyporaceae. The record is from RefSeq and is a predicted model, not a curated record. Gene Ontology annotation, molecular function: protein binding. The coding region runs from base 36 to 1802 and encodes 588 amino acids. The transcript is spliced from 5 exons.